Messenger RNA from Spinacia oleracea (spinach), 2500 nucleotides. Its product is annotated as probable serine/threonine-protein kinase At1g54610. The record is from RefSeq and is a predicted model, not a curated record. Gene Ontology annotation, biological process: protein phosphorylation; positive regulation of transcription elongation by RNA polymerase II. Lineage: Eukaryota; Viridiplantae; Streptophyta; Magnoliopsida; Caryophyllales; Amaranthaceae. Gene Ontology annotation, cellular component: nucleus; cyclin-dependent protein kinase holoenzyme complex. Bases 527 to 2251 code for a protein of 574 amino acids. Gene Ontology annotation, molecular function: RNA polymerase II CTD heptapeptide repeat kinase activity; ATP binding. The transcript is spliced from 7 exons.
CGGAGUAAUAAAAAUUGGACCUCGUUCUUCGAAGUCUAGUCGCUCUCACUAACGUCAAACUAGCUUGUUUACUCUUUCACAAAUCAAAACAACAAAAUUCGAAACCAAAAACAAAAUCACAUCCAACAACAAGAAGAACAAGAAAGAGUAGCCAUUUUUGCAAUUCCAUUUUCUCUCUCCUCCUUUCCUCCCUGCAAAUUACAAAGCUGCAAAACUUUUUAAUUUCUUUCUUUUUCUCUCCAGAUUUUCUCUCUCCUCCUUUGUAAUGAAAUGAAAUCCCACCAAUCAAAGAGCUGCAACUAUUAUGUACUUCCAAUUUCACGAGUUUAGGUAGCAGUUAAUGCUUUUGUCCCCUUUUAGAAACACCAUCCCUUCCUCAUUUACUGCUAUCCUACUACUCCACUCGAACAAAAACUCAGUGAGGAGUAUCACUGUACUACUAGUAGAACAAUACCACCAACAACCACCUCUUGUUCUUCAAACAAAACCCUCCCAAAUCUUUCCGAUGCGGCGGUGGCGUAAUUAAAUGGGGUGUAUUAUUAGCCGGCAACCCGCCGGAACUCCUCCACCGGCGAAUGAAAACCCUUCACAUCGGCGUCGUGCUUCUUCUCUUUCCUUAGGAAGGGAAUCGCUUUCCCCUAAUAAUAGCAACAACAAGCUUCCCCGACAUUCGUCUAAUUUCUCCACAACUGAGCUCCGUCGACACGUCAUUGACCCUUACGGCGGUGGACCCACUACCCACCAUGGCUGGCCCACUUGGCUCGCUGAUGUUGUUGGUGAUGUCAUCGAUCGGUUCUCUCCUCGCCGUGCUAGCACCUUCCAGAAGCUCGAUAAGAUUGGGCAAGGAACAUAUAGCAAUGUAUAUAAAGCAAGGGAUUUGGUAACAGGGAAUAUAGUUGCAUUGAAGAAGGUUAGGUUUGAUAAUUUAGAACCAGAAAGUGUAAAGUUUAUGGCAAGAGAGAUUAUAGUAUUGAGCCGUCUUGAUCAUCCUAAUGUUAUCAAGCUUCAAGGUUUAGUAACUUCAAGAAUGUCUUCCAGUCUAUAUUUGGUUUUUGAUUAUAUGGAGCAUGAUCUUUCUGGCCUUUCUGCUUCCCUUGGUGCUGGUAAUAAGUUCUCCGAACCUCAGGUGAAGUGUUUCAUGAAGCAGCUAAUAUCUGGGCUUGAGCAUUGCCACAGUAACGGCGUUCUGCACCGUGACAUUAAAGGGUCCAAUCUCUUAAUUGAUAAUGAAGGGGUUCUUAAAAUAGCUGAUUUUGGAUUAGCUACAUUUUACAGUCCCAGUCAAAAGCAACCCAUGACUAGUCGUGUUGUCACCCUGUGGUAUCGUCCUCCAGAAUUGCUUCUUGGAGCCACUAACUAUGGUGUAGGUGUUGACCUCUGGAGUGCUGGUUGCAUUCUUGCAGAACUAUUAGCUGGGAAGCCAAUUAUGCCAGGACGGACCGAGGUAGAGCAGCUUCACAAGAUAUUCAAGUUGUGUGGCUCUCCAUCUGAAGAGUACUGGAAAAAAUAUAAGCUGCCGAAUGCUACACUUUUCAAGCCACAACAGCCAUAUAAGCGUUGUAUUUUAGAGACCUUUAAAGAUUUCCCUUCUUCUUCUGUCCCACUUGUAGAUGCACUUCUUUCAAUCGACCCUGAAGGACGAGGCACUGCUGCUGACGCCUUAAACAGUGAAUUCUUCUCCUCUGAACCUCAUGCUUGUGAGCCGUCUACUUUGCCAAAGUAUCCUCCCAGCAAAGAAAUGGAUGUAAAAAUACGGGAUGAAGCCGCGAGAAGGCAAAGGGGUUCAAGUGGAAAAGCUAGUGUUGGUGAUGGUGCCCGGAGAGUUAGAACACGUGACCGGGCUGGCCGUGCAAUUCCUGCCCCGGAAGCCAAUGCUGAGCUGCAAACGAAUUUGGAUAGAAUGAGAUUUGUGACGCAAGCAAAUGCAAAGAGCAAAAGCGAAAAGUUCCCUCCACCCCAUCAAGAUGGAGCUGCUGGUGUCCCUCUAGAUACAUCAAAUAAUGGUCCUUUAUCCUUUGGCGCAAGAGAACAUUCCUUCGAUACAUCACAUUUCAAACCAACAAUGUCAAAAUCCAGAAGCGUAACACCUGUUGAAGGGACCUCACGGAAGAAGAGAACCAGUAAAGAACCAGAACUAGCUUCAUCAUGGAAAUUCUUCCAUGCAUGGAAACCGUCAACCAUUGGGGUAUCUAUGGAUCUAAUGUUCAAGGGUAAAGGAUCGAUGACACGAGUAUCUAGCAGUAGAAAGUAAGCAAGCAAGCAUCUUCAACUUAUCCCUUUUUUCGCAAAAUGAAGACAAGGGACAUUCUUCAAUCAUAAGUGUUACCAUAAAAGUUUAGUUUUGUAAGUUAUGGAGGUGUAGUAGUAUGGAAGAACACAACAUCAGCUGGAAGUUUUUGUAUACUAAUACACAAAAGUAGUUGUACAGUUGGUCAUAGCUAAUGCUACCAAUUUGAUGUUCCUGAUUUUGUCAAUAUGAGGACCAAGUAUUUAUUUAUUA